Messenger RNA from Ectocarpus siliculosus, 1902 nucleotides. NCBI's taxonomy places the organism in Eukaryota, Phaeophyceae, Ectocarpales, Ectocarpaceae. The record is from the annotation of a GenBank genome assembly.
AUGCAUCUAGAGAGUGCCUCGGGUGGGGUCUCAUCGAGUAUUGCCCCCGUGCCCGCCGAUGGAGAGUGGGCGGAACAAGUCAGAAUCAAGGACGAGCUGAUCUCUACGUUGAGACGGCAGCUAACGGCGCUGGGGGAGCAACCGAUUGAAGAGGUUGUAACCCUAGAGGAGGCCAAGAAGCGUUUACGAGAGGCUAUUGACGCCCUGAUGGCCGGGGACGCGUCUGCCGAAAUGGAGCUCGCACUGGAAAAGUGGGACAAGUAUGUCACCAACCAUCCCGAUCACAUCAAAGAGCAGGCCGCCGAAGAGCAGGCAUGGGAAGCAGCAAACGAGCCAAAAAACAACGAGGCACUCCAUCUUAUGAAGACUUUCGUUCCGCCCGAUAUCUUUCACGCUGGCCUUGACGGUCUCCGGGGAGGGGGGCUGACGCCGGCGCUCGCAAAGAGGAUGUUCGAUCGCAAGGUUCUCUGGCUCAUUCGGGCGCCAAUUGGAAUGGUGUCAAAAACUCACGUGGUGGAGUUGAAGAGCAAAUACCUGGCCAACGACCUAGAUGUCGUAGAGAGUCGGGCCCUACAUGCAUGCCUGCCAUCGACGUUCGAAAACGACGCCGACGGGGCGAAAACGGCGUGGCGAGCCGGCUUUCGCAAGCGACUGAAAGAGUUGUUGGACAAGGAAGCAGCAGGACAGCUCAAGCCGGCCGAACUUAGGCGCCCCGUGUACAAGGACAUAGAAAAAGGGCCGUUCGACCCCGACGCAGCCGCCGAAGAGCAAGAAACCAUGCGCAGCAGCGCGUUUGAUGCGUCGGAGAAGCCGGUUGUGGGUGGAAAGCUUAAGGCGUCCGCGAUAGCCGUCAUAGGCGAUGGACUAGGGGCGAAACUGAAGACUGGGCCACCCCCGCUAGACCCCAUCAGCGACACGAAGGACGGCUCUGCAGACGUUGAUGGGAUGACCAGGUCAGCCCCAAACUCGCCAGCUUCAAAGUAUCGACGACAAAGCUACGCACUCUCGAGAGGCCAGCCGACCACUUGCUCGAUGAAGAACAUGAUGAGUGAGCUGGGAAACCGCAUCUCCCACAGAAGACAAAGCCAACGGCGGAGGUCGUCAUUCAAUGGAGUUCACGACGUAUCUCAGAUGCUUCGAGUCGCUUUCGAUGACCCUAUUGCGGAGGACGGACGGCUACGGCGGAGCGUGGAUGAAGCAAGCUCGCAGGGAUCGGAUUAUGAUGCGGCGAUCGAGCCAACAAUUGAUCCUGCGCCGCUGCCGUCGACUCAGCCCUCCCAAGCCGGGAUGGCGGUGCCACCGUCCGAUCCAAAGUCGAGCGUCGACACCAAGAAGACGAGCCCGAAUCCUGGUGGACAGAGCGCCCCUCCGAGCAUGAAGGACAUGAUGGCCGAGCUCGCGGCCAAGGCGAACGCGCGCGAGGGACGGUCUGCUUCACCUUUGCAGGAAGGCAAUGCUGGGGCAGGUAACAACGUUGGGGUGGAUUCUCCGAUUGUUCCGCAAUCGAUACCGCAGCCACCCGCCACUCCACCACCCGAUCCAAAGUCGAGCGUUGACACCAAGAAGACGAGCCCGAAUCCUGGUGGGAAGAGCACCCCUCCGAGCAUGAAGGACAUGAUGGCCGAGCUCGCAGCCAAGGCGAAGGCGCGCGAGGAUCGGUCUGCUUCACCUUUUUUAGAGGACGGAAAUGCUGGGGCAGGUAACAACGUUGGGGCGGAUUCUCCGAUUGUUCCGCAAUCGAUACCGCAGCCACCCGCCACUCCACCACCCGAUCCAAAGUCGAGCGUCGACACCAAGAAGACGAGCCCGAAUCCUGGUGGGAAGAGCACCCCUCCGAGCAUGAAGGACAUGAUGGCCGAGCUCGCAGCUAAGGCGAAGGCUCGCGAGGAACGGUCAGCGUAA